AUGAGGUCUUAUAUGACCAGGCUCAGCAUCGUUCACAUAUUAUAUCCUGUACAGAGAGAGGUCCGAGUAUCGUUAUGGUUGAUCAGUGUUGUAAAAAGCGGCAAAAAGCGGGGCUAUCGCGGCGCAAAUCGCGGAAGCGGGGCUGAUAGUGAUGUAUGGCCUCGAAGAUGUGAGGAGUUGUUAGGUGUAGCUCCAGAGACUAUGCCUAGAGGAACUAUUAAGUUGAAGUGGUUGAGAGAGACCUUCUCAGUACCGUUGCCUGUUGAUGCCCCACAAAUUUUGGUUGACCAACAUGCACGUGCAUACAUUAUGCACAUGAUUGGUACUAUAUUAUUUCCAGAUUCAAGUAAAGAUAAAGUGCAUGCGAGGUGGUUACCACUCCUCGAGGACUUGGACGUAUGUGGUACAAAAUCGUGGGGUAGUGCUGUUUUGGCGUAUUUAUAUAGAGAGAUGUCAAAAGUGGCACUUAUGCAAAACAGUGAGCUUAAAGGGUGUCUAAGCUUAUUGCAAGUAUGGGCAUGGGAGAGACUUCAUUUGAAGCCAAGACUAUGCACGCAUUUACAAUUAGAUGGACAAAUUCCACUGGGAUGCAGAUGGAAUGUCGAAAAAUGCUAUGACGAGACCCCGGCUAGACAAUUGGAUUUCUACCGGAAUGAGCUUGACCGUAUGAAGAUUUUUCAGAUGGAAUGGGAGCCCUACACCCAAUUUCUACCUCAGCUACCCCCAAUAUGCACAGAAUACCAAGUUGUAUGGAGAGCUAGAGUUCCUCUUAUAUGUUUGGAGAUAGUAGAAAUGCAUGUACCGGACCGCGUGCUUCGACAAUAUGGUCUUGCACAACAUGUUCCGCAGUUUGUUGAAAAGAUAGAGAGGAAGGCAAAGAAAGGAGGCCAACAAAUAAACUGGAUGAUCGUGCAUCAAGCUUUUAUACACAAAUGGAAUGAUAGGCAUUUUUGUAUUGUCAACCAAAUUGAACCAACUCCUCGGGAAUCAGAUUACUACACUUGGUAUUGGGACAUAACCCGAAGAUGGAUACUUCAUUCGACCACAAUACCGGUUGAGUCGCAAAGAGGAUAUGUGCCCCGGGGUAUAGAUGAGAGAGAAUUAGUAUCAGCAAUAGAUGAAGUUCAAACUCUUGCAAAUCGUGGCUUGGAAUUGGCUAGAGCAGGUACGAUAAAAUUAAAUCUCAAAUUUACAUUCUGUAAUAUCAAAUUUAAUAUGAAAUUUUGUUUUUGA
Messenger RNA from Asparagus officinalis (garden asparagus), 1233 nucleotides. RefSeq names its product serine/threonine-protein phosphatase 7 long form homolog. Gene Ontology annotation, biological process: meristem development; meristem maintenance. The coding region runs from base 1 to 1233 and encodes 410 amino acids. The record is from RefSeq and is a predicted model, not a curated record. Lineage: Eukaryota; Viridiplantae; Streptophyta; Magnoliopsida; Asparagales; Asparagaceae. The transcript has 6 exons.